This is a messenger RNA of Plasmopara halstedii, 654 nucleotides long. RefSeq lists its product as hypothetical. The record is from RefSeq and is a predicted model, not a curated record. The transcript has a single exon. Bases 1 to 654 code for a protein of 217 amino acids. Lineage: Eukaryota; Oomycota; Peronosporomycetes; Peronosporales; Peronosporaceae.
AUGUCCAAGGAGGGUUUUCUGCUAGUGCACGAUGAGGGCCGCCGUAGCCAUAUUUACUACUGUGUGCUCGGGGAAGGCAAGAUGCAGUUUUAUACAAGACGAGAUCGUGGUGUGAUGGUUCGAGAGGUCAUUCUCUCACGUUCAAGGCUCAAAGUGCGCGGCAUUACAGACGAAGAUGGUCGCGGCUGUCCAUACAGCUUUUCCGUUAGAUUACAGCGGUCAAGAAUUCGUGAUGGUAGAGUACUUGUAUAUGGAGCGCCAAUCUUAUUGGUGAUGAGUGCACCCACGUGGGGCGAGCGCAAGGCGUGGGGAAAUGCCAUCCACGCGUGGCAGCGCAAUUAUUGGGGCGAACCGCAGCACAAAAUGCUAGGUUUGGCACCUGAUGAACUUGAAGUCUUUUUUGAAACACAAUUCAAGGCCUUACAAAUGGUGUUGCAAACCGCAGUGCCUGAGUCAUGUAAAAGUGCUGUGGGCAGAGCAAAGAAACAGAGAGCCGCGGCAGCAGCGGCGGCUGUGCCCAAGGCGCUCUUUGGAAGAGCUCAAGCAGUAAAAAACGUGGGGAAUAAUGUGAGCAAGAAGAUUAGAGAAAAAGCGAUCUCCUUUUCUCUGCCACCUAUGGGACUUAGCGUGUCCACGUCGGUGCCGACUGCGUGA